Amaranthus tricolor (Joseph's coat) is the source of this 1679-nucleotide messenger RNA. Its product is annotated as plant UBX domain-containing protein 3-like. Gene Ontology annotation, biological process: proteasome-mediated ubiquitin-dependent protein catabolic process; nuclear membrane reassembly; autophagosome assembly. Gene Ontology annotation, molecular function: ubiquitin binding. Bases 157 to 1416 code for a protein of 419 amino acids. The transcript has 4 exons. The record is from RefSeq and is a predicted model, not a curated record. NCBI's taxonomy places the organism in Eukaryota, Viridiplantae, Streptophyta, Magnoliopsida, Caryophyllales, Amaranthaceae. Gene Ontology annotation, cellular component: cytosol; nucleus.
UUAAUUAGAGCAUUGCUUUGAGAAAAAGUAAAGAAAGAAAUUGGACUUGGUGGAGUUAGUAGUUAGUACUCGGUUCUAUACUAAAUCACUUUUUCUUAAUAAAACACUCGAAACCUAAAAUUCAGAACUCAAAUCACAGCAUUAGCAACCACAACAAUGGCGUCGGAGCACCAAAAUUUAAUCGACUCUUUCAUGGAGAUUACAUCUUCUUCUCCUGAAGAAGCUCAAUUCUUCCUCGAAAGUCACAAUUUUGAUGUCGACGCCGCAGUCUCUACCUUCUUCGAAUCCAACUCUGCUCCUUCUGUCGCCAACCCAAUCCUAGAUUCUGCUGCUCAAGAGGCAGAUACUGAAGCAGAUAUCGUCUCUCCAUCUCCGUCUUCUCCUUCAGCAUCUCUAUCUCCUUCCCCUUCACGUUCUCGAUCUCAUUCUCCUCCUUCUGGAGUUCGAUCGCUUUACAAUCUACGAUCGCGUAGAACGUCUGAGAAUAAGGAUAAUAAUUAUGGAGGAACUUCUAAAUCGCGGAGAAGUCGUGGUCGUGUUGGUGGUGUUCGUACUUUAGCUGAUCUGAACCACAAUUCUUCUGAGGAUAGUGAUUCUGAUCAUAGUCAUGAUCAUCCUCCUCAGUAUUUCACCGGUGGUGAGAAAAGUGGUAUGGUUGUGCAAGAUCCUUCCAAUGAUAAUCAUGUUGAGGCGAUUUUUGAGCAGGCUAGACGCAUGGGAGCUCUUGAAGGACCAGCUGAUGUUCAUCGUCCAUCUUCAAGCUCAAGAAGCUUUUCUGGAACAGCUAGAUUGCUCUCUGGGGAGGUGGUCCCAUCUUCUGCUCGUGAGCGCCCUCCUGAAGCUGUCACUCAUACAAUCACCUUUUGGCGUAAUGGUUUUACAGUAGAUGAUGGUCCUUUGAGGAGAUUUGAUGAUGAAGAAAAUGCUCAAAUUCUGGAGAGCAUAAAAAAUUCUGAGUGCCCAGAGGAGCUACAACCAGCUGACAGGAAGACUGCAGUCAAUGUUAAUCUUGUGAGGAGGAAUGAGAACUACUCUGAACCACCAAAAGAAAAACCUGCUGCAUUCCAGGGUGCUGGGAGGACAUUGGGUGACAGCAGCUCAAACUCUUCUGAGCCUUCUACUGUUACUGCUGCUCUCAACUCUGCCCCUCCUCCAACGAUGGGCCUAAUUGUUGAUGAUAAACUACCAUCAACCUCAAUCCAGUUAAGGUUGGCAGAUGGGACCCGGAUGGUCUCACGCUUCAACCAUCAUCAUACAAUAAGAGAUAUUCAUGCCUUCAUUGAUGCAUCAAGGCCAGCUAGAAGAGGAGCUUAUACACUACAGAUGAUGGGGUUUCCUCCGAAGCAGCUAACUGAUGUCGACCAGACUGUAGAGCAAGCUGGUCUUGCGAACUCUGUUGUAAUCCAGAAAUUUUAGCCAACUGUUCAUCGAUGCUAAAUUCGUUAUAGGUUUUUGAGCAGCUAUAUUGGCUACGAUUUCUGAAUUCUACUUUUCUUGGUAACUUAUCCAUGGUAGAUAAGAGUUUGGUGGUUUGAAGUUCUAUGGAUUCCAUUACAUAGUAUAUUUUCUUUCAUUACUUAACACUCUUAUCUCUUGAAAUUGGAUUAUAAUACUAUAGGAGCUGUUACUGUUACAUUAUUGGCCACACUGAUAGCAAUUAAUAAGCCAGAAAGAAGAAA